AUGCAUGCCACAGACGACGGUCCAAUACUUGCGACCGAUACCGCGGCGCAUCCCCCCAACGCGUCCGCAACACCCUCAUCACCUCCGCCGCUCACCCCAACGCUCUCCGUCUCUCCAAAUGAUUCGGGUGCCUCCACCCUCCGUCGCCUGAAAUCCAAAUCGUCCCUGUGGAGCCUAGGGAGCAGCAAUAACGAAGAGGAAACCCUCCAAACCGAACCGACCGGCGCCGGGCGAACAUCCAUCCUCCGCCGACUCUCCCGCUCUCGCGGCCCGGUUGGUCGAAUCCCGCAAGAGCAUCUGAAGGAGCUCGAUAACCUCCACCAAGACCUAUCCAUCAAGGUGAAAAGGAAAGGCCAGGCGUGGAAUGGUCUCGGCAUCUCAUCCGGACACCCUCAGGAGUUCAAGCGGAGCGCGUCAAAUCAGCUCGAGCUACCCCACCAGGACAUCCUCCAAGAGAUCGCCGACGCGCGAAUAGAGGCGCACAACGAGACCCCCGGAGUCAUCCGAAGCAGUCAACACAACAGCCCACCCACGCCCAUGUCUGUCGCAGAGCCGGUCCUCGCGCAGUUGCGCGCGGACCACAUACCAAGCCCCUUACCCCCACAAGAUGUGAAAGAUGAACGAACCGACUUCGAGAAAUAUGUCGAUGAUACUGCUCGGAGAGAGGAGCGAUCUGUCAAAGAGCAAUCCGCCCCGAAACCUCCGCCGAAAGAUUCCCCUCCCCAAACCACGCACUCGCGCUCUUCCUCCCAUUCGCAGUCAUAUUUUAACCCGAUGGGUCUUCAGCGCACAGAUUCCAUAUACUCUUUCUCCCGCGCUUCUUUCAGCAACCAGCUUUCGCAGCUGACUUCUAUGUACUUGCCGGAACCAGCUUCGCUCGAAUCCAAAAUUGAGAGAAUUUCCACUGCUCUGGCAGCAGUCAAAUCCUUGAACAGCUCCGCGGAGUCAAUUCAGAUUUGGAUUAAGAAAGCCUCAGAUGUGCUGAGCGGGCUGGAUUCUGAAGACGAUGUAGAAUGGGCUGCGGCUGGUGGUCGGGAGGGACUGGAUGAAGUCGACAGAGCCAUCACGCGGUUCGAGUCCUUAGUCAACGUGUAUGUCAGGGCUAUCGAGAACGUCCAGCUGCGGGAUGACAUCGGCAAUGUUGACACGGAGAGUUUGACCACUAUUGUGAACCAGAUGGAGAGUAUUUUACAAAACUGGUCACAAAUUAAGACAAAGCUGAGAGGCGUAAAAGAACAAGUUGAGUUGGCCAUGGAGUGGGAGGAGCUUUGGUCGAUCGUGUUGGGUGACGUGGGCAUGGAAGUUGACAACUUGAGCGGACUGAUCUUCGAAAUGGAAGAGCAGCGGCAUCAAGCGUUGAUGAACACAGGUGAGACCACUGGCGGCCUUGACAUCAAUGAGCUAGAAACAAUUGUGGAAGAGUCCCCUAUGAAGGGUCGCUCAAAUGUACAGAACCGCUUGAGUAUUGGCCCUCUCUUGGCCUCAGCAUCUGUCACACCUGUCAUCAAAACACCGCAGGAUGACACGAGUCACUCUAACCUCAUGGCCAUAUUUGCGCGUAUGCAGCCCCUGCGCGCGUCUUUGGACUUUUUGCCCAUGCGAUUGUCUAUGUUCCAGGCACGCGCUGAGAACAUCUUCCCGAGUGCAUGUGAGGAGAUCGAGGACCGGCGAAAUCAGUUGGAGAACAGCUAUAAAGUUCUUGAAACUGAUGCCGAAGCUCUUCGAAAGGAGCUGGGAGAGGAUAAGUGGAUUAUUGUUUUCCGGAAUGCUGGAGCUCAGGCACAAAAGAUGUUUGAGUCAGUGGAGCGCAGUAUUGGAAAACUACAGGAGGGGCUGGAAAGUGGCAUGCAACUGCACAAUCCGUCAACGCUGACCAAGCUUGUUGAAAAUUACGAGGCUAAGAAGAUGCAUUACGUUCCUGCUAUUGAACGUGUGGUUUCCAUCAUCCAAAAAGGUGUCAACGACCGGUUGACUGUCAAUGGUGAAAUCCUGCGCCUGCUCUCUGAUAUGACAUCCCGAACAGAUGCUCUCAAGGCUAGCACUAGGGUUAUGGACACAUCUCUUGAAGAUGUACAUACUGCCAAAGGUCAUCAACUGCGAGACUCAAUUUCCAGCAUCCUCACCCUGGACAGUCCAAUCACAGGCAGUGCUAUCGAUACCCCAGGAAGCUCGCCUGCGUCGUCGGUCAUCAUGGGCGGUAAUGGGUAUAAACGUGCCUCAACGCCCAUGGGCGGAUCGAGCCGUCGCGGAAGCUCAGCCGGAAGUGUCAUAGGUCGCUCUGCGAUUCCCCAAACCCGUCGCUAUUCCAGCCUGCCACAGGCUACAGCGCCCUAUACAAGUCGAAAGUCCUCGAUCCCCCAACCAACGGGCCUUGUGUCUCCUCCACCAUCUCACCGGAACUCGAAAUUCUACACACCAACUCCGGCUGUUCGUUCUCGUACACCAGCGCCGCCAUCUUCAAUUCCUAAGCGGCCGCGCUGGAACGGCAGCACGAAUUUGAAUGACUUGCAUACGGGCUACAACUCAACAUUACGCAAGUCAUCUGCGCCACAAGCUCGGACACCUCGCCCAUCCUCGACACUCCCCUUCUCCAGUUCAUUCCGACGCGACUUAUCUGCAUCCCCAAUUCCCGGUGGACUUCGGUCAGUCAGUCGCAUCUCUAGCCGCUUUGGUUCUCGAAGUCCCCAGCGCAAUGUAUCGUCGCCUACCCCGGCACGGUCCUCCAUCCUUGACCCACCGCCAUACAGCCGGCUCCGUCGAGAACUAGGGAUGGCGAAUACUCCCCGCAAUCGCUCAAGCUUUGCGGGCCCACCUACAAAUUUCAGUCGCAGUAUAUCAGGGGUCCGAGAUAUGAGCCAGAGCCCGACCAAAACAAGGCCAGGAACAUCAUUGGGACAUUCUACCAACAGACGCGCUAGUCUCCUCCCGUUACCCAAGCGAACGGGGAAGGAACAGACAGUCUCGAAGCCAGUUGAUACACGCCCGAGGUGGCGUUAG
Molecule: messenger RNA, 2997 nt
Organism: Penicillium paradoxum
Lineage: Eukaryota; Fungi; Ascomycota; Eurotiomycetes; Eurotiales; Aspergillaceae
Product: KAR9 family protein
Exons: 3
Coding region: 1-2997 (998 amino acids)
Biological process (GO): establishment of spindle localization; mitotic spindle orientation checkpoint signaling; nuclear migration along microtubule
Cellular component (GO): spindle pole body; mating projection tip; cell cortex
Source: RefSeq, a predicted model, not a curated record